CACGUUCGGGUCCUCACGAAGCAACAUAUGAUGCAAUACUCGAUCAACCGCUCCCUGUUGGUGCUGCUGUUCUUAGCGGCCGUGUUGGUGGGAGCUGAAGACCACCAUCAUGGCGGCGGGAGCGGAGGAGCCACAGCUCGUUUCCUGUCUCCCCAUCACAUUGGGGCGGCCGUCAGUGGCCUCCUCUUCGGACACGGAGGACACGGAGGACAUUAUGGCCAUGGAGGACAUAAUGGUCACGGUGGCUUCAUUAAACCAUACGGUGGAUUUGGACAUCAUCAUGGACAUCAUCACGGUCAUCAUCUUGGUUAUGGGCAUCAUGGUGGUUUCGGACACGGAGGAUUUGGCCACGGUGGUUUUGGCCAUGGUGGUUUUGGUCAUGGGGGAUUUGGAUAUGGUGGACCUUACUUUGGAUAAAUUGCAUGGGCUUCGUGCAGAACAGUAAUAAAAAUCAGUAGAUAAAAUAAGUAUUUAUUUUGCAUUAGGCAAUUGACUAAAUAAUGUUAGAUAUACGAAACAUCAGGUACUUAACAAGUAAAUUUACAAAUGAAUUAUAAAUAUUGAGUUCCAUAAUUAGAAAUUUUAACCGAAAUACCUUAUUUAAUUUUGCUGAAGUGUCAAUGUUGACUUCAGAUCGCGUAAUAAAUUCUGCGACCUCAUUUAGAAUUUUACUGAUAAAAGUUACGGCCGAAUUACAUGUUGAAUUGCAUUGGUAUUUUCAACUAUGUUAGUAUAAGGCAUUUGUGAACUAUAAAUAAUUUGAAACGUAGAAAGCCAAAGCAAUUUCUUACUUUAUAAGCCUAUUUCUUACCAAUAUUUAUGAAAUAAAUAAUAAAUAGAGUCUUUAUAAUUACCCUUGAGGAA
This is a messenger RNA of Hyalella azteca, 864 nucleotides long. Its product is annotated as glycine-rich cell wall structural protein. The record is from RefSeq and is a predicted model, not a curated record. The coding region runs from base 28 to 417 and encodes 129 amino acids. Lineage: Eukaryota; Metazoa; Arthropoda; Malacostraca; Amphipoda; Hyalellidae. The transcript is spliced from 3 exons.